CAAUAUUCUUUCAUCCCUCCAGCGCAGUGCGCGACUGCCGGUCGAACCUCGUUGGAAGCACCAACACCCUUGCAGGUUUUGGGGAAGUGGAGCGCGCCGUCGAUCGCAUUUAGAACCCCGUCCGCUAUGGAUUUUUAUGCCUGCAGGUUUUGUAGGCUGCGCUUUAGUAGUGUGAACUCUGUAUCAAAUCACGAAAGAACUCAUGAUGACGAUCCUCUCCCAGAAUAUCGUAGGAGCCCUAGUAUCCUAGUUCCAACAUAUUCAGGUGUAGAUUGGAGUACCCUACCCAGCCCCGACGAUCCAGUAGAUGAGUCCAUACCUGAGACUGUUGAUACUGGGCUGGAGGAUGGGCUGCCAGAUGCAGAAUUCUUCCCAGCCGUAGCUUUCUUUGCUGACGACGAAGAAGAAGAAGCAACUUUUGAGACCCGUUUUGAGGUGUUUAGGUUCAUUGCGCACUGCAACCGUGGUGCUGGGCUUAGUGGACCAGAUGUUGUAGAGUUUUUCCGCCUACUCAACCACCCUAAGUUUGAUAGGCAAGCAAUAGCUGACUGGGCUGGGAAGGCUGCGGUUGACAAAUUUGCCGAGGAAGAGCUCGGGAUUGAGAAGAUUAAGUUCAAAACAGCUGUGAUCAGGGUUACGGGAUGGCCGAAGUCUUUCACCGUCAAGUUCCUUGAUGGGGUUGAGGCGUUGAGGCGCAUGUGGGCGGAUCCGAGAAACGCCCCUGGGUUCGUACAUCGUGCGGCAGAGAAGUUGGAUGUCAACAAAAAGAGAGUGUACGCCGAGGCACACACUGCAUCAUUCUGGAUUGAUGCUCAGGAUGGGCUUGGUCCGCGGGAGUGCAUCUGUCCACUCAUUAUCUCAAGUGAUGAGACUCAUUUGAGUGGUAAUGAGAGGUGCAGAGCUUGGCCAGUAUACUUGUCCUUUGCCAAUCUACCGCUUAGCACCAGGUGGCAGGAACAUGGGCAUGCCCUGAUUGCUCUCCUACCGUUGCCGGAUCCAGAGAUGGAGCCAAGUCAAAAGACGGAGCUCUUCCAGAAAUGCUGCGAAGUUGUGCUCAAGUCCCUUGACGCAGCAUGCAAAGAAUCCAUUCCUCUACUUGAUCCGGCCGGUGAGGCGUACACCGUGUGGCCCAAGAUGUUCGUGUAUGUGGCGGACUAUCCUGAAACGUGCAAAGUCACUUGCACGUUGCAACACGCAUCAGCUCGUCCAUGCUCCAUAUGCGAGAUCACCAUUAAGGACCUUGACAACAUGAGAGUGGGUGCUCCGGUACGCAACGUGGAGGAUCAACAACGAUACUCUAGAGAUGAGAGCCUUGCAAAGGAGUAUUCCACCCACAUGACUAAGGUCAUUCUCAUUGGGAUUUGGCUUUACGUGUUGGAGUGUUUACUACGCAAGAACAAGCACCACAAGACCAUGAACUUGCGGCAUGGGGAAGAGUACAGGAGGACCUUGUUGGCAGGUCUAAAAAUCCCGCCACCUGGCCGCUAUUUCAGUUUUGGAGCUAACUACUCUGCCGCAGAGCAUGCCGCCAUGAUGAGGGUCACGCUAUUCAUCAUGGAGGGCUUGAUUACAGACGCAGCUUUUUAUGUGCUACGUUAUUUCGUAGCCUGGUUCGACAAAUACUUCCGUGCCAAAGAGUAUACCGAGAAGGACCUUGAUGAUUAUCUGAUUGACACUGAAGAACUUGUGCGCCUGCUGAAAACACAAUUUCCCCGAAAGGGCCGUGGGUGGAAGCUCGUCAAAAUCCACCUUCUCUCUCAUUUUCCCGAUGCAAUUCGGCGAGGUGGUGCACCUGGAGAAUACAGCACCAGCCUGUAUGAACAUGCGCAUACCACAUCUUGCAAGCAACCGUUUAGAGCAUCUAACUAUCGGCAGUAUGAUGAAGCCAUCCUACGCAGUGCUCGUAUGCGGGAGGCACUCCGCAACAUGCCGUCCGCCAUUGAGGGACCGCGAUCCUAUGAAACUGCACUUGUGCAGGCUGAUAGAGUUCGCGCUCCUGUGCUGAGUGCAAGCCAUAAGAUCAUUGAGGCUCCAUUUGGUCUUCAUGGCAAGCGAGGACAAGAGCUAUGGCAGAGCUAUGUCGCGUGCCAUCCCGAAGGGAUGGCGAGGUUUCAGCAAAUACUGGCUGAAGCUGGUCAUUCCGUUCAAGACCUGCAUGUACAUACUGCAGUGGCGUUGCCAUCUACGCCUGAGAGAGAGUGCCACUAUGUACGGGCAAAUCCAAGCUUCCAUGGCAUGCCAGCAUUUUCACAUGCAGCGAUGCUGGGGAAUGCCAUUGGUACAGAUGGAAAGCGGACCCGUGUACUAUGGUAUGUCAAGGUGCUGCUGCUGUUUCACUUUAAGGGGGGGCAAUCCAGCGCAGGGGCGAAUGGCUUGGCGUAUGUGCAAUUCUAUGAUUCGAAUGGAUGCGACGAUAAAACUUGCUGCCAAUCACUCGUCGAUGCUCCACUCACCAAACGAUACUAUGUGAUGGACGUUAGAUCUCUCGUGCGAACGAUUCAUGUCGUCGCGUCGUACCAUCGGCUUGGGCUUUACUAUCUUAACCAUUUUGUGACCAAAUAA
Messenger RNA from Closterium sp. Yama58-4, 2562 nucleotides. The record is from the annotation of a GenBank genome assembly. NCBI's taxonomy places the organism in Eukaryota, Viridiplantae, Streptophyta, Zygnematophyceae, Desmidiales, Closteriaceae.